Molecule: messenger RNA, 942 nt
Organism: Conger conger (European conger)
Lineage: Eukaryota; Metazoa; Chordata; Actinopteri; Anguilliformes; Congridae
Gene: hoxc11a
Product: homeobox C11a
Exons: 2
Coding region: 16-936 (306 amino acids)
Biological process (GO): anatomical structure development; regulation of transcription by RNA polymerase II
Cellular component (GO): nucleus
Molecular function (GO): RNA polymerase II cis-regulatory region sequence-specific DNA binding; DNA-binding transcription factor activity, RNA polymerase II-specific
Source: RefSeq, a predicted model, not a curated record
AGGACCGGGAGAAACAUGUUUAACUCGGUGAAUCUGGGCAACUUCUGCUCCCAGACGCGCAAAGACAGGACUUCCGAGUUUGCGGAUAGGACGGGCUGCGCCUCUAACAUUUAUCUCCCAAGCUGCACCUAUUACGUGCCUGAAUUUUCUGCGGUCUCUUCUUUUUUACCACAGGCCCCAUCGCGGCAAAUCACCUACCCUUAUUCUACAAACCUGUCUCAAGUGCAGCCGGUCCGGGAGGUUUCCUACGGCUUGGACCCGUCCAGUAAAUGGCACCAUAGAAGCAAUUAUGCGUCCUGCUAUUCAGGAGAGGACCUGGUGCACCGAGACUGUCUCCCGCCAUCCACCAUGACAGAAAUGCUUAUGAAAAACGAGAGUGUGUACAGCCACCAUCACCAUCACCAUCCUAGCUCCAACCAUACCUCUACGGGUUUUUACUCUGGAGUGGGGAAAAACAACGUCCUCCCACAAGGCUUUGACCGAUUUUUCGACAGCGCCUACUGCGGCGCGGACAGUCAACCGGAGAAUUGUUUACAAAAGGGCGAGGCAAGCAAGUGUGAGUCUGAGACCCAGCAACCCAGCGCGCUCCCUGGCGCCGCGGAUCCGGAAAAAGACGCCGAGGAUGAGGAGGAACACACAAACUCGGGCUCAUGUGCUUCUUCCAACACGAAGGACGGCAGCACCAACAAGACCAGCCACUCGAGUGCUCCUCGCACGAGAAAAAAGAGGUGUCCAUACUCCAAGUUUCAAAUCCGGGAAUUGGAGAGGGAGUUCUUUUUCAACGUUUACAUAAACAAGGAGAAACGGCUGCAGCUUUCCAGAAUGCUGAGUCUCACUGACCGACAGGUCAAGAUCUGGUUCCAGAACCGACGGAUGAAAGAAAAGAAAUUGAGCCGGGAUCGGUUGCAGUACUUCUCUGGAAACCCCUUGUUGUGAACGCUG